AUGAACGGCUGUUGCAUCACCGCGCAAGAACACAUGGCAUGGCUUGGACUCGUGACGAGUCUCUGUUUGGCCGUUCUAGUUGUGACCUCAAUAACAUGUGAACCGCCAGUAAACAGUUAUCUACCUCCUGGAGGCAGCAGUGGUUCCAGUGGAAGGCCUUCUUCCCAAUAUGGUCCACCGGGUUCCAAUCAAGGAAGAUUUGGAGGUGUUGGUUCUGGUAGAGGCCGGCCAGGUGAAAACUAUGAUCAGUCUGGAAGAUCUUUGGGAUCUCCUUCUUCUGAAUAUGGGGCUCCAGGAGCUCAGGGAUUCCAAGAUGGUUCACAAGACCAACAGGGACCAAAUUCUCAAUAUAGAACUCCGAACCAAGGCGGCUCCGGAAAUUUAAGAGGACCUGCUAGUGGUCGUGGAACUCCUCAAAGACCCGAUUCUUCAUAUGGAACUCCAUUACAAGGAUUUCAAUCUGGCGACCAGAACAAUUUCCCUGGACAAGGCGGUUUUUCUGGACAAGGCUCUAGCAGACCUGGAGUGUCACCGUCUUCUUCUUAUGGGACCCCUGACUUCGGUAAUGGUAGAAAUAUUGAAAAUGAAAGUUAUCGUAGCUCAGGGGUAGAUGAAUCAAAUGGGCCAGCUAAGUAUGAAUUUAGCUAUGAGGUCGACGAUGCGGAAACAGGUACUAUGUUUGGUCAUUCAGAACAGCGUAAUGGUGACUUGACUACAGGACAAUACAAUGUAGUCUUACCCGACGGUAGGAAGCAGGUGGUAGAAUAUGAGGCCGAUCAAGACGGCUACAAGCCUCAAAUAAGAUACGAGGGUGCAGGACGAGGUGUUGGAGGAUCUGGAUUUGGACAGGGUGGAAGAAAUGGUGGACAGGGAUAUCCCGGCGUUGGUGCAAAUGCUGAUGCUUUUGCAAAUGCUCAGUCUGGAGCGCAACAAGGUGGAAAUUACCAAUCAGGGUUUGGUGACGGUUCUGGAGGCGGCUAUCCAAGUGGCAGACCAGGUAGCAGCGGUGAAGAUUUCUUAGGAAAUCAAGGCUUUCCGGGUUCAGGAAGUGGGAGUGAAUAUCCACGUGGAUCAGGAGGAUCUAGUUUUCCGGGUCGAUCUCAAAGUAACUUCCCCGGUCAGCAAGGGAACCAAGGUUAUUCGACAGGACCUCAAGGAGCUGGAGGUGCGCCUCGUGGUAGUGGACGUGGACCCAAUGCUGGUGGUGGUGGCAGUGGAGAAGGAUAUCCCAGUGGCGGACCAAACGGACAACGGGGCUCCGGAUAUUGA
Messenger RNA from Danaus chrysippus (African queen), 1269 nucleotides. The record is from the annotation of a GenBank genome assembly. Lineage: Eukaryota; Metazoa; Arthropoda; Insecta; Lepidoptera; Nymphalidae.